GAAAAAUGCUCCCAAGACGCAAAAUCAUCAAUUUCUGGUUACAUUUACAUUCACAAAACAAGCCCCGAAUUAAUCCUUUGCGCUACUCAUUUUGCAAUCCUUUUUGUACCUUGAACGAGUCUCCCAACACCACCGAGUCACCGGAGCUACCCAUUUGGCUCAGAUCCCAUGAUACCCAAAACCCAGAUGAGGAUUUUGUAAUCCCUUCACUUGCCAGUUGGGUUGAGAAUCACAAACUUAAUGAUCCAAAUAGUAUUGUUACCCACGUUAUCAGUGAGAAAACAGAUACUGAUGUUGAUAAAAUCAGCAAAAUCCUCAAAAAUAAAUACCCAUCGCCUGAUGAAGUUGUUCUGGCACUAAAUGGGUCUUGUUUCAGUGUAUCAAACAGGUUGGUUGAGCACAUUUUGAAGAGAUUUAGCAAUAACUGGAUCCCAGCCUUUGGGUUGUUCACUUGGGCAAAAACACAAACAGGUUAUAGGCACACACCAGAAAUAUACAACACAAUGGUUGAUAUAUUAGGAAAAUCAAAGAAUUUUGGUCUUAUGUGGGAAGUAGUUAAAGAAAUGGACGAGUUGAAAGAGGGGUAUGUUACAUUGGCUACAAUGAAUAAGGUUAUGAGGAGGCUAGCCAGAGGGGAUAGGUAUGAGGAUGCUAUUGAAGCAUUUAGAGGAUUCGAGAGGUAUGGUUUGAAGAAAGAAACAAUGGCAAUGAACAUUCUAAUGGAUGCCUUGGCUAAAGAGAAUAGUGUUGAGCAUGCAUAUAAAGUGUUUCUUGAGUUCAAGAAUUGCAUACCUUUGAAUUCUUAUACUUUCAAUAUUUUGUUACAUGGGUGGUGCAAAGCUAGGAAAUUGGGGGAUGCUGAGAGAACUAUGGAUGAGAUGCAGAAACAUGGGCUUGUUCCAAAUGUGAUUUCUUAUACUUGUUUCAUUGAGCAUUACUGUCGAGAAAAGGAUUUUCGUAAAGUUGAAGACAUUUUGAAACAGAUGCAGGAAAGAGGUUGCAAGCCAAGUACUGUGACUUAUACUAUUUUCAUGCAUGCUUUAGGAAAAGCAAGGCAGAUAAAUGAAGCAUUGGGGGUUUACGAAAAGAUGCAGAGUGAUGGUUGUUUACCUGAUACUUCAUUUUACAGUUCAUUGAUAUAUUGUUUGAGUAAGGCUGGCAGGCUUAAGGAUGCUAAUGAGAUAUUUGAGGAUAUGAAAAAGCAGGGACUUAUGCCAAAUGUUUUGACAUAUAACACCAUGAUUUCUUCUGCUUGUGAGCAUUCACAGGAGGAGAAUGCAUUUAAAUUGCUUCAAAAGAUGGAGGAGGAUUCAUGUAAGCCUGAUCUUAAGACUUAUGCGCCUUUACUGAAGAUGUGCUGCAAGAAGAAGAGAAUGAAACUGCUUAACAUUUUGCUGCGCCACAUGUUUAAGAAUGAUAUCAGUAUUGAUCUGGGAACUUAUACUCUUUUGGUGCAUGGACUUUGUAAGAGUGGGAAACUUGAAGAGGCUUGCUUAUUCUUUGAAGAAAUGGUAUCAAGGGGAAUGGUUCCCAGGGAUAGCACAUACAAGAUGCUGGUGGAGGAACUUGAAAGGAAAAGCUUGGCAGAUGCGAAGGAAAAAAUGGAGAAGUUGAUGUCACAAGCCAAAGAGCAAGAAAGCGUUUAGUUGUUCACUUGUUCUUACUCUUUUCAUUCAGUUAUCAUUGUUUUUCAUGCUUUAACUUUGUAUGAAUUGAUAUACACGACGGUUAUGUCUUUCUUGA
Molecule: messenger RNA, 1743 nt
Organism: Pistacia vera
Lineage: Eukaryota; Viridiplantae; Streptophyta; Magnoliopsida; Sapindales; Anacardiaceae
Product: pentatricopeptide repeat-containing protein At3g22670, mitochondrial
Exons: 1
Coding region: 6-1646 (546 amino acids)
Molecular function (GO): protein binding
Source: RefSeq, a predicted model, not a curated record